This is a messenger RNA of Kalmanozyma brasiliensis GHG001, 1200 nucleotides long. Its product is annotated as Target SNARE coiled-coil domain protein. NCBI's taxonomy places the organism in Eukaryota, Fungi, Basidiomycota, Ustilaginomycetes, Ustilaginales. The record is from RefSeq and is a predicted model, not a curated record. Gene Ontology annotation, molecular function: syntaxin binding; SNAP receptor activity. Gene Ontology annotation, biological process: vesicle fusion; exocytosis. Gene Ontology annotation, cellular component: SNARE complex; plasma membrane. The transcript has a single exon. The coding region runs from base 1 to 1200 and encodes 399 amino acids.
AUGGGUCUAUUUGGCAAGAAGAACAGCAGCAAGAUUCCACCGGUCGAGUCGGCUCCGCCUUCCCAAGGCAAGGCUACUGGCAGGUACGGCGCCCCUGGCGGCUACGGUGGACCUGGCGGACCCUCGCAGGCCGGCUACGGAGGUGCUGGAUACGGUCAGCAGCCUCCGCAGCAGCAGUUCGGUGGCGGAUCCGCAGGCUAUGGGCAGCCGCAAUAUGGUGGUGCGCCAGGCGGACCCGCACCCUAUCAGGACCGCUUCGCCAACGCUCGUGCACCCAAAAGCGGCUUUGGCUCGGGCUACGACCAGUACGCCAACCCGGGUGGAAGCAGCAGACCCGGCAACGCCUCACGAAGUACUCAGAGAGGUGCAGCAGGUGACGACGACGACCUCGAAGCCGAGUACGGCCGAGGCUCCGGUGCCGGCGCCUCGAAUGCGUACGACGGUGUCGAGCAGCAAGAACAGCAGGUCGACGAAGAGGACGACGAAGUGGAAGCCAUCAAGCAACAGAUGCGCUUCACCAAGCAAGAAUCCCUCUCUUCCACCCGCAACGCCCUUCGUAUCGCCCGCGAAGCCGAGGAGACAGCCACCAACACCAUGUUCAAGCUCUCCGACCAAUCCGAAAAGAUCGGCAAUACGGAGCGCGCGCUGGAUCUGGCCAAAGCGCACGCUUCCCGCGCCGAGGACAAUGCCAAGGAGAUCGUCUCGCUGAACCGCUCCAUCUUCCGCCCCAAUAUGCAGUUCAACAAGAAGGCGAAGCGGGAUGCGGAAGAGGCGCGGAUCAUUGCACGACACAUUGAUGAGCGCGAAGAACGCGAGGCGGUGCGUCGUGACGUUACUGCGGCCCAAUCGCGCUUGGAUGCGAGCAUGAACGGACCAGGAACGGGCAAGGCCAACUUCGGCCGCUUCGGCCAGGACCGCUUCGGAACGGGAAAGAAGGAGGACGCAGCAAUGAAGAACAAGGUGACGCAAAGGGGAAGGUACCAGUUCGAAGCCACCGAGUCGGACGACGAAUUGGAGGACGAACUGGACCAGAACCUGGACGAGAUUGGCAUGUUGAGUAGUAGAUUGAAUCAGUUGGGUAAAGCGAUGGGCCAGGAGGUCGAUAGUCAGAACGCCAGGCUGGGCAGAAUCGGCGAGAAGGCCACUACGUUGGACACGAAGAUCUACGCCGGGACGCAGAGGUUGGGCAACAUCAAAUAA